Molecule: messenger RNA, 552 nt
Organism: Labrus bergylta (ballan wrasse)
Lineage: Eukaryota; Metazoa; Chordata; Actinopteri; Labriformes; Labridae
Source: RefSeq, a predicted model, not a curated record
AUGAACUCGUCUGGUCGUCAGGAAAGCUUCAGUGUCGUCUUCUUAAAGAACUUCUUCACCUUCACUGUCGGCUUCGUCAUCAACUGCAUCAACGGAGUGUUUGUCUACACCUACUUUAAGAACCAGGUGUUCCAGAGAGACCCCAGGUAUGUUCUGUACAUCCACCUGGUGAUCAAUGACAUGAUCCUGCUGACCAUCACAGUGAUGAUACAGAUCCUGACCUACACCGGCCCCAUGGCCGUGGCGCCCUGCUGCAUCUUACUCACCGUCGCACUCACUACCAACAAGAACAGCCCUCUGAACCUCGCCGGCAUGGCGGUGGAGCGUUACAUCGCCGUCUGCUGUCCUCUUCAUCACGCUCAGAUCUGCACGGUGCAGCGAGCCCACGCUCUCAUCGCCGCGAUCUGGGUCACCUCUUUAAUCCCCGCCCUCUCUGACAUCAUCAUCAUCCUCGCCGCAAAGCCGCUCUCUGUGUUCUCGCGGCGCAUCAUCUGUCACGUGAGCUACGUAUACGACACGUCGCACCACAAAGCCAAAACGCUGUGGACACAG